AUGGAUGAUACUCUGUGUGGAAAAUUUGACUCUUUGAGGGAGUAUUUACCUGAUGAUUUGAAAGAUAGUAAACUUGAUUUUUAUGAUAAUAAUAAUUUCAAAAAUUACUGCCCUGAUAAAAACUGCAAUAGUGAACUCGAAAAAAUUACGAUUGGAUUUUUAUGGUUACUUGAACAAUAUUUUGGUACAUACCGAAGUACAGGUUAUGGAGAUAAUACUAAUCCAUUUUUUCUAUAUAUGAUUUCAUGGCUUAGUUACAAAUUAAAGCAAAACUCAGUGGAUGGUUCUACCACAAUAAAUGGUUUUUAUAAUGAACAUGUAAAAAAUAGUGGUAAAUAUCCAAAAUUUACAAAUGCUGCCAAUACAUUUACAAACCUUGAGGAUGUUUUAAAUACAAAAAGUGAUUUGUUGAAUAAUAAUAUUGAAGAUCUGUCUGAAUUUUAUGAUAUAUUCAAAUUAAUAUGUAGUAUGUAUAAUAAUGUUGAAACGAAUAGUCGUGACAAACUGCCAAAUAAUGCGAAUGCUUUUAUUGAAAAAUAUAGAGAGCUUAGCAAUAACUGCAAUAUUAAAGGUACCGCAUAUAGUAAAAUAUUUUCUGCUUUAUCAACUGAUUAUGAUAAUUUUAAAAAUUAUUGUAAUAAAAAAGGUGCUAAUUGUAAAGAGUUUUCAUCCCUUCCAGAGAUAACAACCAAAUUUGCUGCACAAUUAUCUGGAGAUACAUCAAGUUCGUCGAUAGGAAACAAAUUAUUUACAGUUUUAUCGAUAUUUGGUGCAAUUGCAUUUUUUUUAGGAAUUUCUUAUAAGUAUUCGUUAUUUGGAUUUCGGAAACGAGCUCAAAAACAAUAUUUAAGAGAAAAAAUAAAAAAUAUAAAGAAGAAAAUGAGUCAUUAA
Messenger RNA from Plasmodium yoelii, 891 nucleotides. Its product is annotated as PIR protein. The transcript has 3 exons. The record is from RefSeq and is a predicted model, not a curated record. The coding region runs from base 1 to 891 and encodes 296 amino acids. NCBI's taxonomy places the organism in Eukaryota, Apicomplexa, Aconoidasida, Haemosporida, Plasmodiidae.